Penicillium vulpinum is the source of this 252-nucleotide messenger RNA. RefSeq lists its product as uncharacterized. The coding region runs from base 1 to 252 and encodes 83 amino acids. NCBI's taxonomy places the organism in Eukaryota, Fungi, Ascomycota, Eurotiomycetes, Eurotiales, Aspergillaceae. The record is from RefSeq and is a predicted model, not a curated record. The transcript has 2 exons.
AUGCUCGUCCGUGCUGAGGAUGGGUCGUACCAUCUUAUCUACCCGGUUGGAAAGCAGAUUCAGUUCCCUCUCUUCGAUGCUACCCAGGAUACAGGUCUCUUCGUGAGAGCUGCCCUCAAGCACCGAGGCCAGCUGAAAGACAUGCAGAUUUUGGCCGCUGCCAAGUACUACACACCCGACGAGAUCGUUGACACCUUCUUCAAUGUCACUGGCAAGAAGGCAGUGUUCAUCCAAGUCUCUGCCGAGCACUAA